AUGCUGUGUGUGUUGAUGGUGCUGUGCUGGUCGUGGGGUGUGUUGGGAUACGGGCGCGAGGGGCAGAAGGACUCAUUGGGGGCAGGACUGUGCCCUUCGCCGUGUCAGUGUGAGGAGGAUGGUAUCUUUGUUCUGGCGGACUGUUCUGAACUGGGACUAUCAGCUGUACCUGACAACCUCAGCCACCUAACUACUUACCUUGACAUGCUGGUAAACAACAGGACUAACACACAGCCACGAGCUGCCCAUAGACUGACAGGUUUAGCUGUACUGCGUCUCUCAGGGAACCAGUUACGGUACAUCUCUGGCCUCGCUCUCCAUGGUCUACACAAUCUCAAAGUGUUGAUGCUUCAGAAUAAUCAGCUGGAAAGACUUCCCAAUGACAUCCCAUGGAAUCUACCCAACCUGCUGUCUCUGCGGCUGGAUGCUAACCUGAUAUCUGAGGUGCCUUCGCGGUCACUAGUUGGUCUUAGGUCUCUAAGACACCUGUGGUUGGAUGAUAACAGUCUAACAGAGAUCCCUGUCUCUGCUCUGGACUCUCUGCCGGCCCUACAAGCUAUGACCCUCGCUCUCAACCACAUCACUCACAUACCUGACCAUGCAUUCAGCAACCUCUCAUCACUGGUCGUACUUCAUCUCCAUAACAACCAAAUCCAGACGAUGGGAGAGAGGUGUUUCCAAGGUUUGCUCAGUCUGGAGACACUGGAUCUGAACUAUAAUGAUCUACCAGAGUUUCCUACAGCCAUCAGGACCCUGGCAAAGCUUCAGGAACUGGGGUUCCACAACAACAACAUCAGAGCGAUCCCUGAGAGAGCCUUCAUGGGAAACCGCCAACUACAGACCAUUCACUUCUAUGAGAAUCCCAUCCAGUCUGUGGGAAGAUCCGCUUUCCAGUUUUUACCUAAGCUCCAUACACUCUCCCUAAACGGGGCGACCCAGAUACAAGAUUUCCCCGACCUGAAAGGAACCACCAGCCUGGAAACACUGACACUAACCAGGGCUGGUCUCUCUACUCUUCCUCAGCGGUUGUGUCAGCAGCUACCCCGCCUCAGAGUACUCGAGCUGUCUCAUAAUCAGAUAGAGAAUCUUCCCAGCUUCUAUCACUGCUCUGCCCUGCAGGAAAUAGGCCUGCAGUAUAACCACAUAAGGAGGAUUGAGAGGAAUACCUUCCAGCAGCUCAGCUCUCUACGGUCUCUAGAUCUUAGCUUCAACAGUAUUGAGUGGAUUCACCCUGAUGCCUUCAUUUCGUUCCAUUCUCUGACCAAGCUGGACCUGAGUGAGAACAGUCUGACGUCACUUCCUGUGGGUGGUCUGGGGGGACUGACCCAUCUGAAGCUGAAAGGAAACAUGGAGCUCUAUGAGGACUUCAGCCCUGAACUCUUCACCCGCAUGAGGGUGGUAGAGAUGCCGUAUGCAUACCAGUGCUGUGUCUACGGGUCAUGUGACAGCUAUAAGUCCAUCAGCCAACCAGAGACUGAGCAGAGCAGUGAGGAGGAGGAGCUAGACCACACAGACACACUCUACACACUCUGUAAGAACCCCAUCCACACAGACACACUCUAUGACCCGGACCUGGAGGACCUCCAGAUGGAGAUGCAGGAAUCUAAACUACAGACUAACAUCCAGUGCUCACCUGUACCAGGUCUGUUCCGGCCAUGUGACUCCCUGCUAGGCAGCUGGUUGGUCCGUGUGGGUCUGUGGUGCGUCUCCAUCGUGUCUCUACUUGGGAACUCUCUCUUGCUGCUGUCGCUCUUCGGUUCGGCGGGCUAUCUCUCCCCGCUGCGGUUCACCUCCGCCUGCAUGGCCGCUGCCAACCUCCUAACCGGCGUAUGCACAUGUACGCUCGCCCUCGUGGACGCCCUCACGCUGGGAGAAUUUGGUCGCCAUGGCGCCCGCUGGGAGUCGGGUCCCGGUUGCCAGGUGACGGGGUGGGUGUGGGUGUUUGCGUCCGAGGCGAGCGUGCUGCUGUUGACCCUGGCGGCCGUGCAGUGUGGCGUGAGCGUGACGUGCGCGCGGGCCUACGGGAAGGCGCCCUCACACGGGAGCGUCCGUAUGUGCGCAUUCUUCUGCCUCACCCUCUCUGUCACCCUGGCGUCCCUCCCUCUGGUCAACGUGGGGGAGUACGGUUCCUCCCCUCUCUGCCUGCCCUCCCCCCUGCAUCCCCCCUCCUCCCAUCCCCCCUCCUCUCUAGGCUUCCCUCUCUCUCUGAUCAUGAUGAAUACUCUGUGUCUGCUGAUAGUGACAGUCUCCUACAUCCGUCUGUACUGGGAGCUGCUGAGAGGAGAGUGCGAGGGGCUGUGGGACUGUAGCAUGAUUAAACACAUCACCUGGUUGAUCUUCAUCAACGGUCUCCUCUACAUCCCAGUAGCCUUCCUGUCUCUCUGCUCCCUGCUGGGGCUGCUUUCUCUGGGGGAGGAGGUGCUGAAGUCUGUCCUGCUCCUCCUCCAACCCCUCCCCUCCUGCCUCAACCCUCUCCUCUUCCUCCUAUUCGCCCGAGACCACACCCACUUCUUGUUCUGGCCACAUCCCAAGGCACGCCCCCAGUUACACCGGGACCACGCGCUUGAAGACUCGCUGGUCUCUGUGGACACAGAGAAGAGCUUGUGUUCUGAUUUGUCGACGCAGGUGUCACUCGCCGAGGCUGACGCCCUCUACGGUGGAAGCCCCGCCAUCCAACCCCGGAUGGAUCCAAUCAGAUUCUCCCACUGCUCUUCUUCCUCCUCCUCCUCGGUUCCUCUGAUCCCCUGUCAGACACCUUCCCCCAGCCUGAGGGAAAGAGAGAUGGAGAGGGAAAGAGAGAGGGAAAGAGAUAUGGAGAGAGAGAGGGAGGCAGAGUGGUAAGGUAUGAAUCACUAAACUACAAUGGGACACAAUCUCAGGUGUAAAGCACCGCUGGCUGGGACCCUACGAGACAUUAUAAACCAACACAUUCCCUACUGCUUCCUUCUUUAUCCUCCCUCCUAUCUCCUUCCCUCCCUCCUCUC
This is a messenger RNA of Salvelinus fontinalis (brook trout), 2984 nucleotides long. RefSeq names its product leucine-rich repeat-containing G-protein coupled receptor 6 (gene lgr6). Gene Ontology annotation, molecular function: protein-hormone receptor activity; G protein-coupled receptor activity; protein binding. Lineage: Eukaryota; Metazoa; Chordata; Actinopteri; Salmoniformes; Salmonidae. The transcript is spliced from 21 exons. The coding region runs from base 1 to 2841 and encodes 946 amino acids. Gene Ontology annotation, biological process: G protein-coupled receptor signaling pathway. The record is from RefSeq and is a predicted model, not a curated record. Gene Ontology annotation, cellular component: membrane.